Messenger RNA from Cucurbita moschata (crookneck pumpkin), 2173 nucleotides. RefSeq names its product AP-5 complex subunit zeta-1-like. The transcript has 16 exons. Lineage: Eukaryota; Viridiplantae; Streptophyta; Magnoliopsida; Cucurbitales; Cucurbitaceae. The record is from RefSeq and is a predicted model, not a curated record. Gene Ontology annotation, cellular component: AP-5 adaptor complex. Bases 69 to 1781 code for a protein of 570 amino acids.
UACCUAUGUACCCCCAACCAAAGCAGCAUCCUCGUUCCUCACUUCUAAUUUCUCCAAGAUUUUGAUCCAUGAAAAUGGUGGAUCGAGACCAGGAUUGGGAUUUUCAUCUGAGAACCUUAUCCAACAGUGCCAGAGACUCGAAUUCCGGCAACGAUCCCGCUUCCGAUCCUAAUAUACUUCAAUCAGUUAAAAGGCUAUAUGAAUUGUGCAAAGCUGAGAAUUCUGAGGAUUUGGUGGCUCGGGUUUAUCCUCAGUUUAACAAGAUUUUUCAGCGUUCAGUGUCGUCUUUGUCUCAAUCUGGAACUUCUAAUGGCCUCCUCUUACUGGCCAUUCUUCAAUUUUUCAUUGAUUUUGGUGAAAUGGUUUUACAUGAUGCUGAUCCCAGUCUGAAGACAUUUUUCCGUUCAUGUCUGAGCCGUGAGUUUGCAGAUCCAAUUGUUGCAGAAGCAGUUUUAGAAUUUCUGAAUGUAAAUCGGAAUAAAUUUCUUACUUCUUUUCCUACACUGCUGCCACAGUUCUUUCCAUUGCUGCUAAAGCUGAUUGCGUGGAAUGGAGAAAAGUUGGAGAAACCAUUUCUGAAGAUCUUUCCAGCAUUGAUUUCUCCUGGGUCUUUCCUUCCACUGUUUCCAUCUCUCAUGGAUUUCCCUGUUUUGGUAGUUGCAUUGGAAAGGGUAGAGCGUUCCUCUGGAUCACUAGUUGGAAAUAGCAUAGCUUCAAUCCAGAAGAGUAAAGCUCCUGAGAUGCUACUUGCACUUAUGGAUGAGGCUUACACUGGUUCAACCAUCGGGGAUGAAGGAGGAGGCUCUGAAUCUGAGGAUAGCAACACAAUAGAUGUUGCUGAUCCUCUCUUCCUUGAACUUUUGAAGGAUGAAAACGAUGGUCUUUCGGAACGACAUUGGAAUUCACCUGGGAUGACUGCAGCAAUUAACACUGCAUUAAGUUCUGCUCAAUCUGAUAGGCUGAAACAAAUUCUGAACAUGACACCUCGAAUUCUUGAUGUCUAUUUUUUCGUGGCACUGCGAGAGGUUAACAAUUCAUUAAUCUGUGCGUUGAUUCCACUGCUUAUGUCAAGAAACUCAAUAUUGUUUCCCGACAAAGAUUUCUCCUAUAAGGUUCGUAAGAGGCUCCUAGAAUUUAUGCUUGCUGCAUUUCAGCGUUCACCCGCCUUCAUUGCACUUCUCAAGAAGCCUAUAAUAGACCGGCUUGGUGAAGCUUAUGAGAACCCUGCAAAGACAGAACUAGCUUUGCAAUUGUGUUGGGCCAUUGGAGAACAUGGCGGGGGUGGCAGAUCUCACAACGAUGCUGCUCGUGAACUUUUUGAGAGUUUAGAGUUGCUGUUGUAUGAAAAUCUUUUAUCUAGUCGUUUAGGUUUGAGACAGGACUCGGGUGAUAAUGCCAGUGGUGAAAGCUUUAGAAAGUCGUCACAAUCAAGGCUUCUUUGUUUUGUCAUUACUGCAAUUGCAAAACUCGCAACGUAUCACCGUGAAUUACUUCCGAGAGCGCGGGUCUCAUUGGGAAAGGUAGCUCGAUCUCGAACCUCCGAUUCAAGGGUCUGGACUCGAGCUCACGAUUAUCUAGGACUACUGAGUGACCCUGGAAUUUCUUUGUCCAUUUUGGGGCCUUCGAAACCUGCCAGUGAAGAUGCACAUAACCCAGGCACUGUCGACUGGAGUCGAGGCGGAACUAAGAUGGUUGCACACAUUCCGUUUUACAUUCUCUGCAAACAAGAAGGUCCUCCUUUCCAUGAUUUCUCAUUUUCAGAUAUUCUUCCAAGGAGAUGAUGAACCUAGAGGUUGCACAGGGCAAAAAUUUGUCAAAUAUGAUCAGGCUUUUGGUUAAACCUGUAAUCGACCUUUGCUCGUCUCAAUAUCGCCCCAUCUACCAAACAAUUCAUCGCCGAGUAGGUCACCUUGAGGUACUGUGCUAUGUAGUAUUAAUCAAAUUUGAUGCUUUCACAUGAGAGAAAUUGCUCUGAGUUUCUCCCCUUUGAACUUCAUUCUCCCCACUGAUCUUGGCUGUGGCCUUCACCAUACAACUUGUUAUCAUACCGAUGGCAGUUAUUACUACUUCCUUGUUCAAAAUUAUGUUCUGAAAACCUCUUUGAUUGAGGCAACAGUUUGAGCCAUAAUCCUAUGCAUGGAACCCAUUGAAUCAAAAGGGAUUCUUUCAGUUA